AUGCACUUCGUCGCCGCCAUCUUUCUUGUUGUGAUGUGCUGGGUGGUCUGCUUUCACAGCUCCGGCAACGUUUGUGUUUUAAUUUAGAACUUAACCUCCCUAUCUGUUAUUUGAGUCUUAAUUUUCUUGUAAGCAAGCGUUGAAAAGGAAGAAAGCAACAUGGCGCAGUACAAAGGAGCUGCCAGUGAGGCUGGGAGAGCCAUGCAGCUAAUGAAAAAACGAGAAAAGGAGCGAGAGCAUCUUGAGCAACUUAAGCAGAAGAUUGCAGAGGACAACAUGGUCAAGUCCAACAUCGAUAAAAAAUUCUCUGCUCAUUACGAUGCUGUAGAGGCAGAGCUGAAGUCCAGCACGGUUGGUCUGGUGACACUGAAUGAUAUGAAGGCCAAACAGGAGGCACUGGUGAAGGAAAGAGAGAAACAGCUGGCCAAGAAGGAGCAGUCCAAGGAGCUCCAGCUCAAGUUAGAGAAGCAGAAAGAGAAGAAGAGAAAGGAAGAACAGAAGAGGAAAAUAGCCAGUUUAUCAUUUAACCCUGAAGACGAAGAGGAAGAAGAGGAGGAAAAUGAAGAGGAAGAGCAGGAUUACUCUCCAGUUAGGAAGAAGAAACUGGGGAAAAAUCCAGACGUGGACACAAGUUUCCUUCCAGAUCGAGACAGAGAGGAGGAGGAGAAUCGUCUCAGAGAGGAGCUAAGGCAGGAAUGGGAGCUCAAACAGGAGAAGAUCAAGAGUGAGGAGAUUGAGAUUACGUUCAGCUACUGGGAUGGCUCUGGACAUCGUAAGACUGUCAAGAUGAAGAAGGGCAACACCAUCCAGAACUUUCUGCAGAGGGCCCUGGAGGUCCUCAGAAAGGACUUCAGUGAGCUCAGGUCUGCUGGAGUUGAGCAGCUGAUGUAUAUCAAAGAGGAUCUGAUAAUCCCACAUCAUCACAGUUUUUAUGACUUCAUUGUGACCAAAGCCAGAGGCAAAUCUGGUCCUCUUUUCAGCUUUGAUGUCCACGACGAUAUUCGACUGGUGAACGAUGCCACUGUGGAGAAAGAUGAGUCUCACGCAGGUAAAGUGGUGCUGAGGAGCUGGUACGAGAAGAACAAACACAUCUUCCCUGCAAGUCGCUGGGAGCCGUACGAUCCUGAGAAGAAAUGGGACAAAUACACGAUCCGGUGAAACGGCGGCUUUCUUCACGCUUUGGGAUCUGUGAACGCAAGCCUUUUGCUGUUAAUUUCCAUCUUAUUCUACUUUAUUGUAAAAUAUUUCAUCAAUGCUUUGUCGGGAUUUGACAAAAAUCUUCAUUCAUGGUUUUACUAGCUUUGUGAAAUACUUAGUUUUCCUUAAUGUAUCCGAAUCACCAGUUCAAUGUCACAAACAAAAAUAACCCCACUUUCGUAUGUAUAUAGCUCAUAAACUUGUAGUCGCUUCUGUGCUGAAUAAAAAUGAACCUGGCUAUGACUGACUUGA
Acanthopagrus latus (yellowfin seabream) is the source of this 1449-nucleotide messenger RNA. It is a transcript of the gene fam50a, whose product is annotated as family with sequence similarity 50 member A. The record is from RefSeq and is a predicted model, not a curated record. Gene Ontology annotation, cellular component: nucleus. NCBI's taxonomy places the organism in Eukaryota, Metazoa, Chordata, Actinopteri, Spariformes, Sparidae. The transcript has 13 exons. Gene Ontology annotation, biological process: chromatin organization. The coding region runs from base 160 to 1158 and encodes 332 amino acids.